GUACUACCCUGAAGUGCUCAUUGUAUUUUGACUUCCUUUUAUCUGCGCAGGUUUCUGCCAGUGAAUCAGUCUGCUAGUGGCGACAGACCAGGAACUGCGGCAGAAGACACAAGCAAGGCAGUCAAAGCAGAGCCCCAAGAUGUGGCGCCUCCUCGUGCUGCUCUGCUCCCAAGGAAUUGCCUUUUCAGAAGGAUUCACAACACCCUCCACUCUGAAUUCACACACAAGCCAGUACGGGAAGACUCGCAACCCUGAAUGCUUUAUGAACGUUAGUGAAAUUAUCAGAUAUCAUGGAUACCCCAGUGAGGAAUAUCAAGUUACCACAGAGGAUGGAUACAUUCUUGGUGUUUUCAGAAUUCCUGCUGGGAGGAACAGCCAAAACACAGGGAAAAAGCCUGUAGUGUUCCUACAGCAUGCUCUUCUAGGAGACGCUACCCACUGGAUUUCUAACCUGCCCAACAACAGCUUGGGCUUCCUGCUUGCAGAUGCUGGCUAUGAUGUCUGGAUGGGAAACAGCCGAGGGAACACUUGGUCUUUAAAACAUAAGACCCUUAAUCCCAGCCAGAAAGAGUUCUGGCAGUUCAGCUUCGAUGAGAUGGGUAAAUAUGAUAUUCCAGCAGAGCUGCACUUCAUCAUGAACACAACUGGACAGGAGGAUGUAUAUUAUGUUGGUCACUCUGAAGGCACAACAGCAGCCUUCAUAGCAUUUUCUACACACCCUGAGCUGGCUAAACGGGUGAAAAUGUUCUCUGCUCUGGCCCCAGUAAUCACAGGCGUGGAUGCUACAAGCCCUCUGAUUAAGAUAGCAAGGAUUCCUGAACCACUGAUCAGAUUACUACUUGGCUGCAAAGGAACCAUGCGCCAGAAUGAAUUUCUGAAAGGACCCGCGACACAGCUCUGUACAAGCCUGGAUAAGUUUUGUGGUCAUAUACUCUGUAACAUAGCUGGAGGCAACAUCAGAAAUCUGAACACAAGUCGGAUAGAUAUAUACGUAGCACAUUCCCCUGCUGGAACGUCAGUACAGAACAUUCUUCAUUGGCAUCAGCUAGUAGUUAAAGACAGAUUUCAAGCCUAUGACUACGGCUGUAAAGAAAACAUGAAGAAAUACAACCAGUCUACUCCUCCUGCAUACAAGAUAGAGAAGAUAAGCAUACCAAUUGCUGUUUGGAGUGGUGGAGACGACAAAUUUGCAGAUCCAAAAGACAUAGCAAAGUUACUUCCUCGAAUUACUAAUCUCAUUUACCAUGACCAUUUUCCUGCUUGGGGACAUCUUGAUUUCAUCUGGGGCCUUGAUGCAACUGAGAAAAUGUAUUGGAAAAUCAUUGAACUCAUAAAAAAAUACUUUUGAAACCACAUGCACAGUGUUGAUUCACUAGGUAAAAACCUCCAAAAUUUCUAUUUGGCGAUAAGGGUGAUACCUGGGGAAGAGGUAAAUACACAGAUACACAUCAUGGAUACCAGUAUAGGUAUUUAUCUGCAUUUGUUGGUUUCUUGCUUUCCUCAUUGUUUGAGGUUUUCCAUGGUAUUAUUGUGUCUGCUGUCUUCCUGAGAAGGUUGAGGUGUACAGGAAUGAAAGCUGAAAACGUGAAUAUAUUAGAGUACACACUGCAAGAAUCACUUAAUUUGGACAGCUUUUAUUUCUCAAAGACUGAUUUUCCUAAGCCUAAACUCUGUUGUUCUUGUGUAUAUCCCAGGUACUCCCCAGAGACAUUCCCAUGCCCAGGUAGUGUCUUUCCAUGAAGACCCAAAAGUGGGAUUUGCUCAUUUCUCUGUUGAAGUAAAACUGACCUUUGUUUAAAUUAAGUAAUUUAUCCACUUGACAGAGAACUUGGCUUGUCUGUCCCCAGGCUGCAUCCAGAGUGUUCAUUAUUACAGGCUGAGACAGGAUGGCUUUGUUUCCUGGGCUGUUUCUGGGUGGAGACUCAAGUUCGUAUUGCCCAGCCAGGACCCUUUGUAGUUGGAGUCAGCAUCCAAACCAGAACAGUUACACAGAAAAAUGUAUCUGUGUUCUGCAACACAGGAAGAAUACACUAUCUUGUCCAUGCGUGUAGUCUAGCAGCCAUUAGCAUUGCUGAUCAUGGCAUCUAUCUUCUGAACUUAUGACAGCUUACAGGAAAUGGCCAAAACUAUCAACAAAAAUAAAGAUCCAUUAGACCAAGAAAGCAAGAUACAGCAGCAUUUGAAAGGAGAUUCCCCUUUACUGCUGCAUUAUUAAAUCACAAAGCACCAGGCCACAUUAAUACAUUGCUUACCACUGCAGGUUUUCUUCUGCCUUCACCUAUGCAAGAGAAGACUCAUGAAUUUAUUAUUAUUUUGGUAUAUGCAUCCCCUGCUGCAUGCACCACUCUGAAAAGCAUGGUAUCCUGUCCAGUCCCAUGGGAAGUAUACAUCUAGUUCCCACCAACAGCAUUUCAUUUAUUGAUUGUUUUUUCUUUAGUACACUGUUUAUAUUGCAAAAGUAGCCGAGACUUGUAUCUCUACUGCGCCAAACAUAUUUUCAUUAUUGUUUCUUAAUGCAUUAAACUAACCUGGGAAUUGGC
Molecule: messenger RNA, 2540 nt
Organism: Falco peregrinus (peregrine falcon)
Lineage: Eukaryota; Metazoa; Chordata; Aves; Falconiformes; Falconidae
Product: lysosomal acid lipase/cholesteryl ester hydrolase-like
Exons: 10
Coding region: 140-1348 (402 amino acids)
Biological process (GO): lipid metabolic process
Molecular function (GO): hydrolase activity, acting on ester bonds
Source: RefSeq, a predicted model, not a curated record